Molecule: messenger RNA, 4060 nt
Organism: Triplophysa rosa
Lineage: Eukaryota; Metazoa; Chordata; Actinopteri; Cypriniformes; Nemacheilidae
Gene: timm44
Product: translocase of inner mitochondrial membrane 44 homolog (yeast)
Exons: 13
Coding region: 25-1380 (451 amino acids)
Biological process (GO): protein import into mitochondrial matrix
Cellular component (GO): mitochondrial inner membrane
Molecular function (GO): protein-folding chaperone binding
Source: RefSeq, a predicted model, not a curated record
CAGGUCACUCGCAGCGUAACCAAGAUGGCGGCCUCCUUAUGUCAGUGUUACCAGCUGUGUGUCAGAAGAGGUUGUGUGCUGUUAUCCUCUCGUCAGUAUGUGUCUUUAUAUGACAGAGCGAGUGUGUAUAGGAUAUGUGGAUCCACCAUCACUACAUCACAGGAGAGGUUUAUGUCUUCUGGUGGCGGUCGCAAAGGCUUCUUGGGAGAGUUUCUGGACAACCUGAAACAGGACCUGAACAAGAACAAAGAGAUGAAGGAAAACAUCAAGAAGUUUCGCGCAGAGGCCAUGAAGCUUGAGGAUUCGGAUGCCCUCAAGCAAGCCAGAAGGAAAUAUAAAACCAUCGAGUCAGAAACAGUCAAAACCUCAGAAGUGUUCAAGAAAACGAUCGGUUCAAUAUCAGAAACGGUCAAGGAGGGUUUGGAAGAGGUGAGUCGCACAGACAUCGGAAAGAAAAUAAAAGAAGGGAUGGAAGAAGCUGCCAAAACGGCCAAGCAUUCGGCAGAGACGGUGUCUAAAAGCGGAGAAAAACUCGGGAAGACGGGAGCCUUCCGGGCAAUCUCACAGAGUGUCGAGAGCGUCAAGAAGGAGAUCGGUGACCUCGGUCAGAGCGGACCGUACCGGCCGCCCAGCACACUGAGGAAGAGAAGCGACUUCUCAUCGAAGGUGGGCGGCAGCGAAGCUAAAGUCUUCGAAGCCAACGAGGAAGCAAUGGGUGUUGUUCUACACAAAGACUCUAAAUGGUAUCAGCAGUGGAAAGACUUCAAGGACAACAAUGUGGUUUUUAACAGAUUCUUUGAGAUGAAGAUGAAAUAUGACGAGAGCGACAACGCCUUAAUCCGAGCGUCUCGCGCCGUCACCGACAAAAUGACAGACAUCAUCGGUGGGCUGUUCUCCAAAACCGAGAUGUCUGAGGUUCUGACCGAGAUCUUGAAAGCGGAUCCGAAUUUCGACAAGGAUUCGUUCCUGAAGCAGUGCGAGAAGGACAUUAUUCCCAAUAUUCUAGAGGCCAUGAUUCAAGGAGAACUGGACGUCCUCAAAGAUUGGUGCUACGAGGCUACGUACAGUCAGCUUGCUCAUCCCAUCCAGCAGGCCAAAGCCAUGGGACUCCAGUUCCACUCCAAAAUACUCGACAUUGAUAACAUUGAUUUGCCGAUGGGUAAAAUGAUGGAACAAGGUCCCGUCCUCAUCAUCACUUUCCAGGCUCAACUGGUGAUGGUCAUUCGCGACGUGAAAGGCGAAGUCGUGGAGGGCGAUCCGGAAAAGGUUCUCAGGAUGAUGUACGUAUGGGCGUUAUGUCGAGAUCAGGAGGAGUUGAACCCGUACGCCGCCUGGAGACUCUUGGACAUCUCCGCCUCCAGCACGGAGCAGAUCCUUUGAGAACGGGCUAUACAGCCUCGGGGACGUGUGGGAGGGGUAAGGGGCGAGACUCCGCCACAGGGCGUGGCCACACAUCAUCACGUUAGCAUCACCCGGCCCCUUGCUUUCGUCCAGAGCUCACCCAGGAACCCUGACUUGACCUCAGGGUUGUGAACCUAACUGGGCGGCGAUUAGGGCGGUGACGUGGCCCUUGGGACGAAUGCACGCCAUUGGACCGAAACCCCCUUCAGUCAUGCUAAGAGACUUAGAGACUCAUUUUUGUUUACGUUUCGUCUGUUUAACUGCGCUGAAUGAAAUAUGUCAUGUCUGUUGGUUGCCAGAUGACAUUUAAAUGUUUAAGAAAUCCAGAAAGUUGCCGUAAACUGGUUUAAUGAUCAUGAAAGUACUUAAUUUGUAUUGAGUUUAGAUAAUCAGACCUCCCUGUGCAUCUUCAGUGUAGACUGUCAGGAAUUGUGGUGGCCGUCAGGUCGGCACAAACGUGUUUGAGCAACAGAUACAGUGUCUCUAUUUAUUUUUUUGUUACAUGUAAACUGGCGGCCACAGAUUUGGUCCUGGUGCUUCUUUAUCAGUUUAUAUCGUUGACCUGUUUUCCUCCAGAGACGGUGUUCAACGCAUCUUUUAUUGAGUCAACAAAUAAUUUUAUAUAGUUCAACCUCAAUUCCGUGGGGCCUAAAAUGAUCGGUCAUCUUGGGAGCUUUUCUCAAAAUUUUCCAAAAAGAAUAUUGUAUCAUUCCCUUUGAAACGUAAACAGAUGUGCUGUUUGGGUGAAUCGUAAAAAUGAAAUGCAAAUUAAAACUAUUCCACGCUUGCCCACUCAUUCAAAAAAUGUGUUGAAAUGAUACUCGAUUUACUCACAUUUAACAAAUAUACACAACAUCUAAAGAACUUUUCAAGGCGAUAAGUGUGUUUUCUUUCUGUGUGAAGCUGUUAUUCUAAACGUUUGCCUCUCUGUCGCCAUCUAUGUGGGAAACAUGAAAUUGCGUCAAACUCACAUUUCCCACAAAUCAGACCUGACGGCUCAUUAUUUUUAAUUAUUGUAAGCAUCGUGAGUCAGAGUACUAUAUUUUUUGGAUUUUAUAUUUUAAUUCGAUAACAGAUUUUGGUAUAUAUAUAAAAAGUUGCAUAUUGCAGCUCUAAAGUACGUUUUAAUAUCUUAGUUUACAAUGCUGCGUCUUUGACUCUAUUGCACUUUCAAAAUGUUUGCUUAUGUAAUUCGUCCGUUUAACAUCUGGCUCAGCCAAUGACUCAAAAUUUUUGGGGGCAAUUGCAAAUUUGGUUUUGCUAGUAGAAUUUCAGCGAGUAGAAAUGUCGUGAAAUCGUUUUCUGAUGUUCAAACCCUUGACUCAAUUCUCAUGUGGCACUAAAGACAAGUCAUGCAUUCUAAGAGGUUUGCUGGUUGUUUCUGGUUAUUUAGAGGGAUGUAACAAUAUCAAAAUCUCACGGUGCGAUAAAACCUCGAGAUGUUUAUUGCAAUAUUUAAACUGACUCAUGUUGACUUGGAAAUGUGCCAUAAGCAUCCUCUUUUCUUUAUCCUCUAAUCAUAACUGUUGCUCAGAGGUAUGAGUUAUGAGAUGGGUCAAAUGACCUAAAAAUCCCUUUUAUAAAAUAAAAUAAUUGCACCAGAUGGACCUUGACAAAGGUAACAUUUAUUAUUUUUCUAACAUUCUCUAUGUUAGGCCCCGGAAGACCUAUCGUUUCAUAAAGUCAUGUGACCGCGAUAACAUUGAGACAAUUUUGCUAUUGCGAUAAUAUUGCUACAUCCUUAGAUAUUUAUUUGCUCAGUGAUUAAGAAGAUGCUUUCUUAUAUAGUGGCCUUAAUGAAUUUCCUGUGUUGUGAGUAGGCGCUGGCCAACACUCUGUGCUUGUCCAUGCAUGCUCUUGAAUGUGGGCACAUCGCUUUUGACACGGAUAGAUUUAUCGCCAGGGUUCUGGAAACACAGGCGAAGCUUGAUAAUCAAGCCUCCGCAUUCGUUCAUACAUGCCAUUGACAAGAUCGUCAGUUCGAUGAUGGAUCUUCACAGCUUUAAGAAAGCGCCGAGUUGUGUAGUUCUGCUGACUAAAGGCUUCCUGGACUUUUCCUACGUUUGCCACAUUGUGUUCAGGAGCUUUGGUUCAGUGGAGCCUUAAAAAAUGUCAAAUGCAGUCUCAGGAAAUAUGGUGUAGUCUCAUCUUAAAUUAUACUAAACUUUACAGGGUUUUUUUGCAGCCUACUAGGCAGUAUUCUGCAAGUAAUGAGAUGCAUUUGUAAGGUUUUCUAACGGAGCCAUUAAGUUCGAGGUUUGAUAUUGUUCAUGCAUAUCAAAGUAUGAUAUGUGGUCUGGUUGUGAACGCUGGAAAUGUAAUAGAUCCUCCAUUCAUACAAAAAAUAUUAAUAUAUAUUAUAUGUAGUAUGGUACAGUUGUAUUAUUUUCCCAGUGUCUCCUCACAGAACUGAUGGCCUGUGUGCAAAUGAGAUGCAAUUAGUGUCUGUUUAAUGAGAAACCCCCUGUAUGUAUUGAUCAGGCCUUUAGGGUGUUUAGUAAGUAAUGGUGCAUAUUACAAAAAGAAAAUUAAUGGGUUCAAUCACUCACCAUGAAACCUGAAGAACAUGUCAGGGUCGUUUUUUACCCCAGACCAUUCAAAUUAAAAGAUUUAAAUACAUAAUAUUUGUUGUGGUCCUGUACAGAAACCAUUGUGUUAC